This is a messenger RNA of Caenorhabditis angaria, 7844 nucleotides long. Lineage: Eukaryota; Metazoa; Nematoda; Chromadorea; Rhabditida; Rhabditidae. The record is from the annotation of a GenBank genome assembly.
AUGGAAUUUUUUUGUAGACUGGUCACCUCGUUGAGGGAAAUGAAAGCCGAUCGAAUAGGUGCGUUUUUUUUUGGGGGAUUUUGGGGAGAAAAAGGUCAGAGAGAUCAAAAUUUUCGAUUUUUUGAUACCAAACAAGGUCUAGAGCUUAAAAAUCAUGAAAACUCGAUUUUUGAGGUCAAAAUUCGGUACUAAGAAACCUAAACCUGAAAUUUUCCCAAUUUUUUGAUAGUAAAUAAGCCUGGGCCCAGAAAAUCUUGGAUUUUUGAUACUAAUUGAGCUCUAUAGCGAAAAUUUGCAAUUUUUUGAGAUAAAAAAUGUCACAGAAGCUCCUGGAGCAAAAAUUAUCGAUUUUUUGAUAGUAAAUAAGCCCACGCUUGAAAAUCUGGGAUUUUUUUGAUACCAAAUGAGCUCUAGGGCUGAAAAAUCAUGAAAAUUCGAUUUUUGAGGUCAAAAUUCGAUAUUACGAAGCCUGAGCCUGAAAUUUUGAUACUAAAUAAGCCUAAGUCUGAAAUUUUCGAUUUUUUGAUACCAAACAAGCUCUAGGGCUGAAAAAUCAUGAAAAAUCGAUUUUUGAAGUCAAAAUUCGACAUUAAGAAGCCUAAGACUGAAAUUUUUUGAUUCUAAACAAGGUCUAGGGCUAAAAAAAUCAUGAAAACUCGAUUUUUUAAUGUCCCAGAGGCGAAAAUUGGCCAUUUUUUGAUAUAAGAGUAGCCUAGACCCAGAAAACUUCAAUUUUUGAUACUAAUUGAGCUCUAGAGCGAAAAUUUGCAAUUUUUUGAGAUCAAAAAUGUCACAGAAGCUCCUGGAGCAAAAAUUCUCGAUUUUUUUGAUAGUAAAUAAGCCUGGGCCCAGAAAAUUUGGGAUUUUUUCAUACCAAACAAGCUUUAGGGCUAGAAUAUCAUGAAAAUUCGAUAUUAAGAGACCUAAGCCUGAAAUUUCCCGAAUUUUUGAUACUAAAUAUGCUCUAGGCCUGGAAAAUCUGGGCUUUGUUAUACUAAAAAUGCCCCGGAGGCUUUUUAGGGCAAACAAUUUGGAGUUUUCUGAUACUAAAUAAGCCUACGCCUGAAAUUUUCCAAUUUUUUGAUACCAAAUAAGCCUAGGCCCCAAAAAUCUGGGAUUUUUUGAUACUAAAAAUGUCCUGGAGGCUUUUGGGGCCGAAAUUUGGGUUUUUCUGAUACUAGAUAAGCCUACGCCUGAAAUUUUCCAAUUUUUUGAUACCAAAUAAGCCUAGGCCCCAAAAAUCUGGGAUUUUUUGAUACUAAAAAUGUCCUGGAGGCUUUUGGGGCCGAAAUUUGGGUUUUUCUGAUACUAGAUAAGCCUAGGCCUGAAAUUUUCCAAUUUUUUGAUAUUAAAUGUGCUCUAGGCCUAAAAAUUGGGCUCAGAAUCUUAAAAAUUAAGAAAUUUUCGAACUGCCACGUCAUAGUUCACUUGAACAAAAAUUCUAUAAUUUUUUUCGAAUUUUAUAGACAAUUUUAUGUGAGAAACAGUGAUUUUUAUGACGUGGCUUUGAUUUUUGAAAUGAAAAAUCCACCAAAAUUUAUUUUUUCAUGAAAAAUUCAAAUUCUAAAGAAAAAACCAUGAAAUUCUGAGAAUUUCCCAAAUUUUAAAGGAUCAUACAGUAAUUCUGGUGUUUUAGAAGUACUGUAUGCACCUUUGAAAAAUCAAUAUUCCACAGUAAUCUAGGCUUCUAUGACCAUUUAGGGAUCUUAAAGGAUCCUGAAAAUUUACUAGGAUUACUGUAUGACCCUUUAAAUUCUUCUACAGUAAUCUAGGCGAAACCCUACAGUAAUCCAAAUAUUUUUGAUUACUGUAUGCACCUUUGAAGCCUACAGUACCCGAAAAUUUCCUAUUUUUACAGUCGGCUUUCAACAUGACAAUACAAAUCCAGCCUCCCAAAUCGCAUCCUCAUCAUCCGCUUCCGCAUCCGUCUCCGCUUCCGCCUCCACCGCCACCCGCUGCCUCGUCUGCGAACACCCCGACGGCGGAAGUGCACACUUCGGCAGCACAUCCUGCCUCGCAUGCGCCGCCUUCUUCCGGCGAACCGUCUCGCUAAACAUCCAAUUUGUAUGCAAAAAAGAUCGGAAUUGUGUGAUAUUUCACGAACUUCGAAUGAUUUGUCGAAGUUGUCGAUUUGAUAAAUGUAUUACGGCUGGAAUGAAACGGGAAUGUGUUCAGAAACGAAGAUCGAAUAAGAAGAUUCCCAAGAAACAUAUGCAUGGAUUGAUUGGUACUUCGAAUCUGAAUUCAAAUCUGAAUCCAAAUCCAAAUUCAGGAAUAAAUUUCAAUUCAAUGAAUCUGAGCCCAAACACGCUGGAAAAUGCGAUAAAACCGUUCCUCAAACAAGAAAUGAUUGAUAUUGAUUAUGGAAAUGUGGAAGACGGGAUGGGACAGAUGGUCGAUUCACCAUUCUCACUCAAAACUCCAAAUUCCGAAGAGGCUUCUCCUGGAUGUUUGUCUGAGGAAACAAUGGCCCCACCGCAGAUUCUACAGCAACCGAAAUUUGAGGAAGUCGCGACGCAGAUGCCAUCCACGAGUUCGGCGAAUAUUGUGACGAUUGCUGGGAUUUUGGCGGGGAAUUUUGGGGGAGUUGUUGAACCGACGAAUAUUAUUACGAGUAUUCCGAUUAGACGUGGGUUUUUUUUGGGGGAAUUUUGGGAGCUUAAGGGAGUUUUGGAAACUUCGGAAGACCUUAGGAGCUUAGAAACUCGAAGAACAUUUUUUUGGGGAUUUUUUAAAGAAAAUUAGGAGCUUUAGAAGAUAUUAAGGGAGUUUAGGAACCUUCUGAAGCUUCUUAAUGAGCUUUCAUAAAUUUAAGGAGCUUUGGAAGAAGACCUUAAGAGCUUAGAAACUCCAAGGACCUUUUUAGGGGGAAAUUUAGGAUUUUAUACAGAAAAUUUGGCACGAAAAAUUCAAAUUUGAGUUUUUUCGCUCUGAAAAAUCCACGUGGCUAGAUUUGCGCAAAAAAAACAGUGUUUGAAUUUUUUAAAAAUUCGAAUUUCAAAUUUUCGCGCUUAAAAAUCCACGUGGCAAAAUUUGCGCGAAAAAUUCAAAUUUGAAAAAAAAUUCUGAAUUUUUUCACUGUUUCAACAAUUUAAUAUGCAUUUUUGAGGAUUUUUGAAAUUUGAUCGAUUGGUUGAAAACAAUUGAAAAUUUAAAUUUCACAAGGGAACCUUUUUUACUCAACACUUCAAAUCAUGAUGAAAUUUUGUCCAGAGACAGCUUUUGGGGCCAUAAGAACACCCUAAAAAUCUUAGUUACCCAAUGGACCUCUGAGCCAAGUUCUGGGCUCUCAAAAGUUCAAAAAUUGCCAAAAUUGGCUCAUAAAACACGUCUUAACUCAAUUCUCGAUCAAUUUUAUGAAAAACUGAGUAGCAGAUGAUGAUCAGCGUGGUCGAUUUACCCAAAAAACAUCAAUAAAUCGAAUUUUCAGAAAAAUUUUUGAUUUUGAAAAAAAGAAUGAGCAGGGGCACAUAUGAAUUUUCAUGAAUUUUCAGCCGAAAAAUAAAAAACUUCAAAAUUUUUCGAAAAAAUGUUUUUUAUUGAUUUACUUUUAGGUAAUCGACUAUGCUGAUCAAUAUCUGAAACUUUAUUUCUCCCAAAAAAAUUUUUGAAAUGAAGCUAUGAUGACUUUUAUGACCAUUUUUAGGCCUUUUUUGAGUUUUUGAGAGCCCAGAACUUGGCUCAUAGGUCCAUUGGGUAACUUAAAUUUUUAGGGUGUUCUUAUGACCCCAAAAGCUGUCUCUGGACAAAAUUUCAUCAAGGUUUGAAGUGUUGAGUAAAAAAGGUUCCCUUGUCAGAUUUUUUUUUCUCAAAAUUUGAACCUGAAAAUCAGAUUCUUCUCAAAAUUUUAAUCUAGAAAAGUUUAUUUUUGGACCGAAAUUUUUUUUCAAAAAAUGUCACUGUUUCAAAAAUUUUAUAAUUAAUUUUGAGGAUUUUUGAAAAUUGAUUCUUGCUAAAAUUUUAAAUUUCAGAAUUUUUCUCACUAAAAAUAUUGACCUGAAAUUCAAAUUCUUCUCAGAAUUUCAAUCAAGAAAAAUUUAUUUUUGGGCCGAAAUUUUUCAGAAAAAUGUCACUGUUUCAAAAAUUUUAUAAUCAAUUUUGAGGAUUUUUGAAAAUUGAUGACUCAACAAAACCAAAAUUGAAUUUUCAGAAUUUUUUUCUCAAAAUUUGAACCUGAAAUUCAGAUUCUUCUCAAAAUUUUAAUCUAGAAAAAUUGAUUUUUGGGCCGAAAUUCAAAAAAAAAAUUUCGCUGUUUCAACAAUUUCAUAUUAUUUUUAAGGUUUUUUGAAAAUUGAUUUAAAUUUUUCAAACUUUUCUCAAAAAUUGAACCUGAAAUUCAGAUUCUGCUCAAAGUUUUAACCUAGAAAAAUUUAUUUUUGGGCCGAAAUUUUUUUUUUUAAAUUUUCACUGUUUCAACAAUUUUAUAUUCAAUUUUGAGGGUUUUUGAAAAUUGAUGACUAGAUUCAGACUCCACAAUUGAAAUUUUUGAAACUCCUCAGAAAUUUGAACCUGAAAUUCAGAUUUGUUGUAUUCCUGCGAUUUUACUCACAGGAAUAACUAUUUAAUCCAUUUCAAAUAUUCUAAGGGUUUGAAGGCCCUUUUGAUAACCGAUGAGCGAGCGCAAUAAAUAACAUUAUUUAUUAGAAGAAAAAGAAUAAUACAUAAAAUAGAAAACAGAAAAAUGACCCAAAUAGGUCUAAAACCUAAGUGGCCAAAACGGCCUUACAUUCGUAGUCAGCCCGAGGCUGAGCUACCCGAAAACUCCACACCCAAAACACACGUAGCUGAAGCGCCCGUGUUUGCUGGUAUACGGUAAGCGUCGGUGUUUGCGGACUUGCGGCGCUUACAGUAAUCCACACAACUAAUUGUCUCAAGCGCGACGACUUCCAUUCAGCAAAUCUUCCUCAUCACAACAAGAUUCUUCUCAAAAUUUUAAAGCAACACCCUCGUAUAAUAGGCACUUUCUUGAAAAAAGUCCAAAUGUUCUCAAAUCUUAGAUUUAGCUUAGUUUUACUGUUUUCUAUUUCGGAGAAAAAAUUCAAAACGUUUGAAUAAGUAGUCGACGAAAUAUGGAAGCCCAUUGAAAAACUGAAAAAACUCAAAUUCAAACAACGCGGGCUAGCGUCAACGCGGAUUCUCGUUGUUUUCUUUUUAUUUUUUUGCAAUUUUUUUUCCAUUUUUUCGGAAAAUGACAAUUUGCAUGGAAAAAACUGUUUUCUGGGUAUGAAAAAAAUAAAGUGAAGAAGUAUAAACACUAAGAUUCAAUAUUUCAGACGAAAACUAAAUUUUUCAAUGGAAAUUGUGUUUUUUUUAGUUUUUGACCAGAAUAUGCAAUGCGAAACUGAAAUAUCGUUGUCAAAAUGAAAGUAGAGAUAGCUAAGGAUGUUCUGAAAUCAUUGUUAUAAAUUAUUUCAUUUUUUUCAGUGAAACAAUUCACUUUUUGUGGAAAAAAAGUUGAAAGGGGUACUGUAGCACACAAUUGUCGUCACAGUGUUUGCACAAUUUCAUGAAAUUGCGGAUCUGCACAAUCUGCAGGCGAUUUUCAAAAAAAAAUAAUUUUUUUUCUCAAAAGUGGUCAAAUCUGAUCGUUUUUGAGUAUUUCUUUUUCAUAUUUCUUGUGAGCAUAGCUGGAUAGGUUAAUUUUAUAUAUUUUGGUGUUUGAAUGCAUUCCGCAAUGACCUUAUUAUACGAGGGUGUUGCUUUAACCUAGAAAGGUUUAUUUUUGGGCCGAAAUUUUUCAAAAAAAAAAUUUACUGUUUCAACAAUUUUAUAUUCAAUUUUGAAGAUUUUUGAACAUUGAUUAUUUAAAAAAUGAAUGUGCAGAAUUUUUUCUCAACAAUUCGAUCUGAAAUUCAGAUUCUUCUCAAAAUUUUAAUCUAGAAAAAUUGAUUUUUGAGCCGAAAUUUAAAAAAAAAUUUCAAUGUUUCAACAAAUUUAUAUUAUGGGGUGAUUCAUAAAAAUAAAUUGACAAAAAAAGUGCGAUUAAUUUCACGUUUUUUGUCAAUUAAUCGCAUUCAUUUCUGAAAAAAUGCGAUUAAUUGACAAAAAACGUGAAAUUAAUCGCACUUUUUUUGUCAAUUUAUUUUUAUGAAUCACCCCAUUAUAUUUUGAAGAUCUUUGAACAUUUAUUCUUGUUGGGAAAAAUAUAAAGAUUUAAUUUUCAGAAUUUUUCUCAAAAUUUGGACCUGAAAUUCAAAUUCUUUUCAAAAUUUCAAUCUAGAAAUGUUUAUUUUUGGACCGAAAUUUUUGUAAAAAAAAAUUCACUGUUUCAACAAUUUCAUAUUAUUUUUAAAGAUUUUUUGAAAAUUGAUUCUUGCUAAAAAUUUAAUUUUCAGAUUUUUCUCCUCAAAUUUGAACCUGAAAUUCAGAUUCUUCUCAAAAUUUAUUUUUGGAUUUUUGGACCGGAAAUUUUUCAAAAAAAAAAAUUCACUGUUUCAAAAAUUUUAUAUUUGAAGAUUUUUGAAAAUUGAUUAUUUCAUGGGAAAAAAUUCAAACUUUAAUUUUCAGAAUUUUUUCUCAAAAUUCGGACCUGAAAUUCAGAUUCUAAUCGAAAUUUUAACCUGGAAAAGUUAAUUUUUGGAAUUUUUUGGAGCCUAAUUUUUUUCACUGUUUCAACAAAUUUAUAUUCAAUUUUUAAGAUUUUUGAAAAUUGAUGGUGACUCGGAAAAAUACUGAUUUGAAUUUUCAGAUUAUUCUCCUCAAAUUUGAACCUGAAAUUCAGAUUCUUCUCAAAAUUUCAAUUCAGAAAAGUUUAUUUUUGGACCGAAAUUUUUUUUUUGAAAAAAUGUCACUGUUUCAACAAUAUUAUAUUAUUUUUGAAGAUUUUUGAAAGUUGAUGGUGACUCGAAAAAAUACGGAUUUCAAUUUUCAGAAAUUUUUUCAAAAUUUGGACCUGAAAUUCGAAUUCUACUCAAAAUUUUAAUCAAGAAAAACUAAUUUUUGGGCCGAAAUUAAAAAAAAAAUUUCACUGUUUCAACAAUUUUAUAUUAAAUUUUGAGGAUUUUUGAAAAUUGAUUCUUGCGAAAAAGGUUGAAACUUUAAAUUUCAGAAUUAAAAAAAAAUCCUACUUCUAAUUAUAAGGUCCCUAAAGAUCCCAAAAACCUUCCUUUUUUCUAAAAUUCAUAAUUUUCAUCUAAAAAAAGUACCUUAAGGUUCCUAAAAACUUCAAGAACUCCAAAAAUCUUCCUUCCUAAGCUCCUUAACUGAAUUUUUCGCGCCAAAAUUUGACCUUAAGCUUCUUAUGAGAAGAAAAGUCCCUAAGGUACCUAAUAAGCUGAAAAUCCCUAAAAAUCCUCUUAAGCUUCUAAAGAAGUUCCCCAACUCCAAUAUUUCCGUUUCCAGCCAUCACACCACGUUCCGUCAUUCUGAAACAAAUCAACAUGAAUGGUCCCGAUCUCCUACGAUUUUAUGUUGAUAAUUUGAACCAUUCAAUGGAUCGAAGGCGAAUGAUAUUCACCGAAACACCAUUAUUAGCUGUUGUUGAGGAUCGAGGAGAUGUGGUAAGUCUGAAAUUGAAAUUCUCACUGAAAAUUUAUAUUUUUUUAUUUUUAGAGUUUCCAAAAUAAUCGUAGAUAAGUUUGAUUUCAACUAACUGUUUUUUGACUAACUAACUUUAGCUAACUUCUUCUUCCAAAAAAAAUAAAAUUUAAAAAAAAAAUAAUUUUUUGCAGCCAUUUCCUAGCGAAAAUCCACCACCACAUUCGCUCAAACGACAAUUUCAAUCGCAAAAAUUCGACAAUUUGUUGGCUUUUGAUUUUUGCAAAUCGUGUCCGGGAUUUGAUUUGUUGGAUCGAGCGGAGAAGGUGAUUUUUGGAAUUUUUGAAAAUUUGAAUUGCUCAGAUUAG